UACUAUUAUUUUAUUGUUUAAUUAUAAAUAUAAGGACGAAAUUGUAUUUUUGUACAAAGUCAUGUGGUGGAAUUCUAAAACUUGAGAAUUUUACUGUUGAUAAUAGACGUAAUAGACGUGUUAGGAUUUAAUAUUUGUAUACUAUAAUAUAAUAUAAGGCCCUAUAAUAUAAUGGUCUCUGUUUCUCUGUUUCUCUUUCUCUUCUCUUAUGAUGUCGUAUGAGAAAUGCCCCUUUCAUCGCAGAAAACAAUCAUUUUCCUUCAUCAUUCCAGUCACGAAGCCCAACUGGAAAACGCAAUCUCAUCCUUUCCCUGCCACUAAACCACCAACGUCGCUGUCGCCCCAUCUUGAUUCGUUGCCGCUCCAGCGUCGGCGGGAUUACGCCUCACAUGAAUCUUUUCUUACUGAACGACUGGGUCUAGAUGUUGAAGAGUUGAAAUAAUCUCAUAUAAGAUUUAAUCUUCUAGUCGAUGCUACUUGCUGGAGCCUAAUCUGCUCUCUAAAUAAUCUCUAAACUUGCAUCAUACCUAGAAAAUGCAAUAAUUAUGCUGGGAGUCGGAGCCAAUCGAGAUAUUUCGGUUAACGAUCUUCAACAACCGCUCUUAAGCAACGUGAAUAUUGGUCCUGUAAGUAGUAGUAGUAGUAGAGCAGGAUCAAAGUGUGUGUGUGGUAUCUUUAGCCUUCUCACUUUCUCUUGGUUGAGCCCAUUGGUUGCACUUGGUCACAGAAAACCAUUAGAUCUAGAGGAUGUUCCUCAACUUUUCGGUAUCGAUAGUGUAAGAGGAUCGUUUCCCAUUUUAAAAAACAAGUUGGAGUUGGAGAGUGAUGAUAAAAAACUCACUACUACUUUCGACCUCGUCAAGGCCUUGAUCCAUAUGACAUGGAAGGACAUCGUAGUUACAGCAAUCCUCGCUGUUAUUUACACACUUUCUUCUUAUGUUGGUCCUUACCUCAUAGAUGCAUUUGUUCAAUUCCUCAACACAAGACAAGAUUCAAAACACGAGGGUUAUCUUUUUAUUCUCAUCUUCUUCUUUGCCAAACUCGUGGAGUCUAUAUCACAAAGACAUUGGUUCUUCAAGCUCCAACAAGGUGGAAUUAGGGCUAGGGCAGCUCUUGUUGCUAUGAUUUACCAAAAGGGUUUGAAUCUUUCUAGUAUGGGGCAUUCCCAUUCCAGCGGUGAGAUUACUAAUCUCAUCGCCGUUGACGCCGAAAGAAUUGGAGACUUUGGUUGGUAUAUACAUGAUCCAUGGCUUGUAAUCAUGCAGGUUGGUUUGGCAUUAACAGUUUUAUAUCUCAAUCUCGGGUUUGCGUCACUUGCUGCAUUAGUAUCCAUCAGUAUCGUCAUGUUGGCUAAUAUUCCACUCGGGAGACUACAACACACUUUUCAAGACGAGUUAAUGAAAUCUAAAGAUAAGAGGAUGAAAAUCACAUCUGAAACUCUGAGGAAUAUGAGGAUACUUAAACUUCAGGGAUGGGAGAUGAAGUUUUUGUCUAAAAUUAUGGAUCUUAGGAGUCACGAGACAGGAUGGUUGAAAAAGUUUUUAUCUACUUCAUCCACAAUCAUAUCCAUAUUCUGGGUUGCGCCUACUUUUGUAGCUGUGGUCACUUUUGGAACAUGUAUGCUUUUCGGGAUCCCUCUUCAAUCAGGGAAGAUAUUGUCUGCAGUUGCAACAUUUAAAAUACUUCAACAGCCAAUCUACAAUCUUCCCGAUACAAUAUCAAUGAUAGCCCAAACUAAAGUCUCGUUAGAUCGAAUUGCCUCAUACCUUUGUCUUGAUAACUUAGAUUCAGGCCUUGUAGAGAUAUUCCCCCGAGGUGAUCAUAGUGAUAUUGCAAUCGAGAUAACCAAUGGAAGUUUUUCAUGGGAUGUUUCAUCUUGUGAUCCAGUACUAAAGGAUAUAAAUAUCAAAGUUGCUCAUGGCAUCAAGGUUGCUGUAUGUGGUACAGUUGGGUCAGGAAAAUCAAGUUUACUUUCAUGUAUCCUGGGAGAAGUGCCUAAUAAGCUGUCAGGAUGUGUAAAGCUUAGUGGUAGCAAAGCUUUUGUUGCUCAGUCUCCAUGGAUACAGAGUGGAAAGAUAGAAGAGAUCAUCCUAUUUGGUAAAGAUAUGGACCGGAUAAGGUAUGAUAAGGUUCUUGAAGCAUGUGCCUUGAAGAAAGACAUUCAAAUUCUGCCUUUUGGUGAUCAAACAGUCAUAGGUGAGAGGGGAAUCAAUCUAAGUGGUGGUCAGAAGCAGAGAUUACAGAUAGCACGUGCUUUAUAUCAAGACACUGACAUCUAUCUUUUUGAUGAUCCAUUUAGUGCAGUUGAUGCUCAUACAGGAAGCCAUCUCUUUAAAGAAUGUUUACUGGAAUUUCUCAACUCAAAAACAGUUAUUUAUGUCACCCAUCAAGUGGAGUUCUUGCCGGCUGCUGAUCUUGUCUUGGUCUUGAAAGGUGGGAGGAUCAAACAAGCUGGAAGGUAUGAUGAGUUAUUGAAUUCAGGAAGUGAGUUUAUGGAACUUGUCAAUGCUCGUAACCAAGCUUUAUCAGUGAUUGAUUCGAUAAAGACUAGCUUUGGAUCUAAAAAAACAAAAGUUAUGGAGGAAGCUGAUAGGGUUGAAGUUGAAUCGAAAAGACAACAACAGGUUCAGAAAGAAGAAAGAGAGAAAGGAAGCGUUGGUUUUUUUGUAUACUGGAAAUACAUUACAACUGCUUAUGGAGGAGCACUUGUGCCCUGUAUACUUGUAGCAGCAACUGUUUAUGAAUUACUUCAAUUGUUAAGCAAUUACUGGUUGGCUUGGGCAUCACCUGUGUCACAAGGGGAGAAACCUCCGGUUGGAGGAUCUACACUUAUAAUUGUUUAUAUAAGUUUGGCAUUUGGAAGCGCUUUUUGCAUAUUUAUAAGAGCCAUGUGUCUUACAACAGCCGGGUAUAAGACAGCCAAUCUACUCUUCAAUAAAAUGCAUUCAUGCAUUUUUCAUGCUCCCAUGUCCUUCUUUGAUGCUACCCCCAGUGGGCGCAUUCUAAAUAGAGCAUCCACAGAUCAAACUGCAGUAGACUUGACAAUUUCAAACGCAGUUGGCGUUUUUGUGUUUGCAGUUGUACAAAUUCUAGCUGUCAUUGCAAUCAUGUCUCAGAUUUCUUGGCAGGUGCUCCUGGUUUUCAUUCCAGUUAUUGCUAUUUGUGUAUGGUUGCAGCAAUAUUACGUGUCUUCAGCACGAGAGUUAGCACGACUGGUGGGAGUGUGCAAAGCCCCGAUCAUACAACAUUUCUCAGAAACCUUGUCAGGUUUAACAACCAUCAGGAGCUUUAAUCAACAACACAGAUUUGAAGACAUGAAUAUGAAGCUGAUUGAUGGAUAUUCGCGACCAAAGUUUUAUAGUGUUGCUUGUAUAGAGUGGCUAUCAUUCCGAGUGGAGUUGUUGUCCUCUGUUAUGUUUGGUUUGUUCUUAAUUUUCUUACUCAUUCUCCCAAAUGGGACCAUCGAUCCAAGUAUUGCGGGGUUAGCAGUCACCUAUGGGCUCAAUCUAAACAUCCUACAAGCUUCAGCAAUAUGGAAACUAUGCAGCAUGGAGAAUAGCAUUAUAUCAGUUGAAAGAAUACUUCAAUACAUGUCUAUCACCGAGGAAGGACCUCUUGUUGUAGAAUCAACCAGGCCAAACAAUUUGUGGCCAUCAUUUGGAGAAGUAGAGGUACUCAACCUUCAGGUAAGGUAUGCCCCACACUUGCCACUUGUGUUAAGAGGAGUUACAUGCAAUUUUCGUGGUGGCACAAAGACUGGAAUUGUAGGAAGAACAGGAAGUGGUAAAUCGACUCUUAUACAAACACUCUUUCGCAUGGUUGAACCUACUGGGGGAGAAAUUUUCAUAGAUGAGAUCAAUAUAUCCUCUAUUGGGCUUCAUGAUUUACGCUCAAGAUUGAGCAUAAUCCCUCAAGAUCCAAACCUGUUCCAAGGUAGUGUCCGAAGCAAUCUGGAUCCACUUGAACAGUACACUGAUGAACAGAUCUGGGAGGCUCUAGAUAAGUGCCAGUUGGGAGAUGAAGUUAGGAGGAAGGAAGAGAAGCUUGAUUCUACAGUCAGUGAGAAUGGAGAGAAUUGGAGCAUGGGUGAAAGGCAACUGUUGUGUCUUGGUCGAGUGUUGCUCAAGAAAACCAAGAUCUUGGUGCUUGAUGAGGCUACUGCAUCGGUGGAUGUGUCGGCCGAUCAUACAAUACAACAAGCACUAGGACAACACUUUUCUGACUCAACUGUCAUCACCAUUGCACAUAGAAUCACAUCUGUGCUCAACGCCCACAUGGUUCUAGUCUUGGAACAUUUCUGCCUCCUUUCUCUUGCAGGCCUCAUUCAGGAAUAUGAUUCACCACUCAAGUUAUUGGAAAAUAGAUCUUCUUCCUUUGCAAAACUUGUUGCUGAGUACCAGUACCGUGGGAGAUCUACUUCCAGCCAUGGCACCUAGGACUUCUUUUCAUGUGGACUUACUCCCACCAUUAUGGUUGCUCAUCUUAUUAUAUAUAAAUCUAAAGGGCCUUAGAAACAGGAAUGUUUUGGCCUUUAGGUUGUUGCCACAAAACUUUGGUAAAUUUGACACUUUUCGUUCCUAAAGUCAAAACUUUUGGAUAAAUAUAAUAUUACCAAUGUAUUACAUACAUUAAAAA
Molecule: messenger RNA, 4635 nt
Organism: Lactuca sativa (garden lettuce)
Lineage: Eukaryota; Viridiplantae; Streptophyta; Magnoliopsida; Asterales; Asteraceae
Product: ABC transporter C family member 3
Biological process (GO): transmembrane transport
Cellular component (GO): membrane
Molecular function (GO): ABC-type transporter activity; ATP hydrolysis activity; ATP binding
Source: RefSeq, a predicted model, not a curated record